AUCAAGGAACAGAACCAGCGAAUUUGGUCGCUAGAUAGGGGAGGCAGGACGACCGGAGCAUUACUUGGUUGGAGAAGGACAAAUAACCCGACUCGCCGACGGCACACACAAUCGGAAUCGAAGCAACUACCAGGUGUUAGACGGAGAUGAGGGGACUCGCUAGGGCCUUCCUGACCGGGGCGCUCCUCGCCAGCGGAGCUUUGGGCCUGGACGUUCUCGAAACGGUCGGGUUCAGCUCUUGCAACACGAACGCUAGCGUUUCGGUGCAGAGGGCGAACAUCAGGUACAACAACGACAACAAGACGGUUUCGUUCGACGUGGCAGGGACCAGCAACCGGGUACAGAAUGUGACGGCCGUUCUCAACGUCACGGCAUAUGGCCAAGAUAUAUACUCCAACACCUUCGAUCCCUGCGCUGAAGGCACAUUUGUGCAGCAGCUCUGUCCUGUGCCCGCCGGCAGCUUCUCCGCAAAGGGGUCUCAGCAGAUUCCCGCAGAGUUUGCAGACCUGGUCCCCGCGAUUGCCUUCCAAGUCCCGGAUAUCGCAGCCAUGGCCACCUUGCAGCUCCGAUCGAGUGAAUCUGGCGAGAGGGUGGCCUGCAUCCAGUCUCAGGUGUCCAACGGCAAGACGACCAGCGUGCCUGCCGUCUCGUACGUGGCCGCCGGCGUGGCGGGAGCAGCGCUGGUACUUGGAGGCGUCUCGGCAGCGGGAGCCGCGUUUGCGGGAGGCAGCGCCGCAGCCGGCGGAGGCUCAGCGGCGGGCGGCAUGGGCACCAUCAGUCCAAGCUUUACCGAGGUGUUGGGAUGGUUCCAGGGUAUGGCCAUGAACGGCAUGAUGUCGGUCGCCUAUCCUGAAGUGUACCGGAGCUUCGCCAAAAACUUCGGCUUCUCGGCCGGCUUGAUCCCCUGGACGCAGCUCCAGGUGUCCAUUGACAGCUUUCGCGCUUCCACAGGAGGCAAUCUGACGGAGAAUAGCGUUGAUUUUCUGAGGAACGCAACUCUCGUAUUCGAUAGCCCCUCGCAGACGGCCGGGCAGGGCUCGCUCAAGCGAGCAAUUCACCAAUUCGUGCAUCUUGCCACCCGACAAAUCGAGACAAGCAUCAACGGCACGGUUGACGAGACGACCGAGCAGAACGGUGCGUCGGAAACCGUCCGCGUUGCGGUCUCGGGUAUCCAGGGCUAUGUGGAGCAGCUGAGCAUUCCGUCGGGCAACACCUUCAUGACAAUUCUUCUUGUGGUAGCCAUCGUCAUUGCGGCGAUUGUGGUGGGAGUUCUGUUGGUCAAAGUCAUCCUGGAAUUCUGGGCUCUGUUCGGCAGCUUCCCCAAGGCGCUGGCGGGCUUCCGCAAGCACUACUGGGGCUCCAUCGCGCGCGCCAUCACUUCUCUGAUUAUGCUGUUGUACGGCGUUUGGGUGCUGUACUGCGUCUUCCAGUUCACCCAGGGAGACUCGUGGGCCGCCAAGGUGCUGGCUGGUGUUACUCUGUUCGUGUUCACCGCCGUCCUGGCUUACUUCUGCUGGAAGAUUUGGAGCACGGCACGCAAGCUCAAGAAGGCCGAGGGCGACGCCGGUUCCCUGUACGACGACAAGGACAUCUGGGUCAAGUACAGCCUUUUUUAUGAGUCGUACCGCCGCGAUUACUGGUGGAUCUUCCUGCCCACCAUCAUCUACAUGCUCGCCAAGGGCUGCAUUAUCGCGGGAGCAGACGGCCACGGCAUGAUACAAGCGAGUGCGCAGCUCAUCGUCGAGGGCAUCAUGCUGAUCCUUCUCUUAUGGAGCCGCCCGUACGAGCGCCGCUCGAGCAACAUUAUCAACGUCACCAUCCAGGUGGUGCGCGUCCUGUCGGUGGUGUGCAUCCUGGUGUUUGUGGAGGAGUUUGGUGUCGCCCAGACGACGAAGACGGUUACCGGCGUGGUCCUCAUCGCGGUUCAAUCCGCCUUGACGGGCAUCCUGGCCAUCCUCAUCGCGUGGAACGCCAUCAACGCCUGCUGCAAGCAGAACCCGCACCGCAAGCGCCGCAAGGAGAUGGAAAAAGUCCAGCAGCGUGACACGCUCACCCCGCUCGACGCGCGCAACUCGCUCCUGCUCGACCGCACCAAGACGGGCGAGUCGGACGUCUCAUCGUCCCUCUCCAUCUCCAAGACGGGCUUCGCUCCACUCGUCUCGGUCAGGACGGAGAAAACCGCCGCCGCGGACGCCGCCCGCGCGACCUCUCCGGAACGGUACAGCGGCCCUGCCGACGACAACGGCAACGGCAGGCUGUCAUCAAACCCCAUGUUUGCGCCGCGCGCCCCGAGCGGCGGGUCCUUCAGGGCGCUCACGCCGAACACGAACGCCCCCGUGGGUAUGGCGGUGUCGGGUCCCCCCGGGGGGCCAGGGAUGAUGAAUCCGAGUCGGGAGAAUCUGGUCAUGGGGGCUGCUCCCCUUGGUGGUAUGAACGGUGGUGGUGGGACCAUGCGGCAGCCGACGUUGCCGAACCUGGGAGAUGGGUAUGGGGGUUUCGGGGGGCAGCAGCCGCGGGCGCAGGGGGGAGGGUAUGGGGGUUAUGGUGGUUAUGGUGGUUAUGGGGGACCGUAUGGGAGAUAUUGAGUGGGUGGGGUGAGUGGUGGUUGGAUGUUCGGUUUGUGUUUGAGCGUGGCAUAGAUUUGUUGAUAGCGAGGGGUUGGAACUGCAUAUAUGUAACAAUAGCUUAUCCUAAAGAUGUAUUAUAACUAUACCUACUUAUGAACAUAUGAAGCAAGACUUAGAGGCCAGAUGGAAGAGUGUAAUCAAAUAUAUGUGAAUAUAGGAC
This is a messenger RNA of Chaetomium fimeti, 2787 nucleotides long. RefSeq lists its product as uncharacterized. The record is from RefSeq and is a predicted model, not a curated record. The coding region runs from base 147 to 2585 and encodes 812 amino acids. Gene Ontology annotation, cellular component: membrane. The transcript is spliced from 4 exons. Gene Ontology annotation, biological process: fungal-type cell wall biogenesis; transmembrane transport. NCBI's taxonomy places the organism in Eukaryota, Fungi, Ascomycota, Sordariomycetes, Sordariales, Chaetomiaceae.